AUGGGUGGCGCAGGGAUCACAGGUCGCACGCGACCUACCAAGGUCAAGAAGCAGGCCUCUGCCGCAAAGAGGAAGCGAGAUGAUGUCGACGUCGAGAAGCUGGAAGCGGCUGUUGCAGCACUGGAACCCAAGACAGGCGUAUACAAGGACUUCACAGACCUCCCCCUCUCCGACCCUACCAAGCAGGGACUCAAGUCAUGUCACUUUGCUGUCAUGACCGAUAUCCAGUCCAAGGCAAUUCCUCUUGCACUUCAAGGUCACGACAUACUUGGUGCGGCGAAGACUGGCAGCGGCAAAACUCUGUCGUUCAUCAUCCCCGUGCUCGAAAACCUCUAUCGACUUCAGCACAUCGGUGCAGACGCCGGCCUCGGUGCCCUAAUCCUUUCGCCGACUCGAGAACUCGCAAUCCAGAUUUUCGAUGUCCUGCGCAAGAUUGGAAAGCAUGGGCACAUGUUCGCCGCAGGGCUGCUGAUCGGUGGAAAGAGCUUAGAGUCUGAGAGGGAGGCUCUGACGAGAAUGAACAUCCUGGUCGCAACACCUGGGCGAAUGCUGCAGCAUCUGUCACAGACUGCAGCGUUCAACGUGGACGACCUGAAGAUGCUCGUCUUGGAUGAAGCGGAUCGAAUUCUUGACAUGGGCUUCCAGAAGGAUGUGGACGCAAUCAUUGAAUACCUCCCAAAGGAGCGUCAGACAAUGCUCUUCUCCGCAACGCAGUCACGCAAGGUUUCCGAUCUCGCACGCCUGAGCCUUCAGGACCCCGAAUACGUAUCCGUACACGCCGAAGACAAGAGUGCGACACCCAAGGGUCUCACACAGAACUACAUCAUCUGCCCCAUCGAGGAGAAGAUGGACACACUAUGGAGCUUCAUACAGGCGAGCAAGAAGUCGAAGAUCCUGUGCUUCUUCUCUUCGGCGAAGACAGUGCGCUUCGUCUACGAGUCGUUCAGACACAUGCAGCCCGGUAUUCCACUGCUACAUAUUCAUGGCCGCCAGAAGCAAGGAGCUCGUUUGGACGUGACAGCAAAGUUCUCUGCCGCAAAGAACUCAUGCCUGUUCGCCACAGAUGUCGCAGCUCGAGGUCUUGAUUUUCCGGCUGUCGAUUUCGUCAUCCAGGUCGAUUGCCCAGAUGAUGUCGAUACCUACAUCCACCGCGUUGGCCGUACAGCUCGUUACAAUCGCGAAGGACGUGGUGUUUUGUUCAUAGCACCGAGCGAGGAGGAGGGCAUGCUGAAGCGGUUGGAGCAGAAGAAGGUUCCAAUCGAGCUCAUCAACGUUCGACAGAAGAAGAAGACAUCGAUCAAGGAGCAGCUGCAGAACAUGAACUUCAAAGAUCCGGCAAUCAAGUAUCUGGGCCAAAAGGCGUUCAUGACACACGUCAAGUCGCUCUACCUGCAGAAGGACAAGGAGGUCUUUAAGCUGAAAGAGUACAAUUUGGAAGCGUAUGCGGCAAGUUUGGGUCUGCCAGGAACGCCAAGGAUUAAGUUCCUGCAGAACGACGACAGCAGACAGAAGAAGCAGGCAAGCAGAGAGAAGAUCGAAGCAUCAGAGGAGUCAGAAGAGGACGAGGUAGCGAAGGCAGCGAAGCCUAUACGAACGAAGUACGACCGUAUGUUCGAGCGUCAAAACCAGGACGUCCUUGCAGACCACUACAAGAACCUCGUCCGAGACGGCGACGACGAAGCAGCAGCAGACGACUUCACAGGUGCUGGUGCCACAAACGCAGACGACGACUUUAUGGCCGUCAAGCGCCGCAUCCCCGCCGACAGCGACGACGACGAAGACUUUGGUAUCGACGAAACAACCGAUCCCGCCAUACCAGGCGGCAAAGUCGUCAACCUCGCCGGCGCAUCGCAGCCCCUUGUCAUCGACUCGAACCGUCGCGAAAAACUCCUCAAAUCCAAGAAGAAGCUGCUGCAGUUCAUGGACAAAGGCAAGAAACUCGUCUACGACGACGAAGGCAACCCGCACGAAGUCUACGAGCUCGAGAACGAAGACGAUUUCAAGGCCCGCGGUCUGCCAGAGGAGCAGAGGCAAAAGUUCAUUGAGCAGGCUAGGCAGAUUGUGGAGGAGGCGGAUGUGGACGACAAGGCUGCGGCGAGGGAGAAGAGGAGGGAGAAGCUUAGGAAGCGGAGGGAGAAGGAGCGGGGUGAGCAGGUUGAGGCGUCAGACGAUGACGAGGGAGGUGUCGAGCUUCCAGACGCUGGGGAAGACCUCCUGGCUAACUUUAGGGCCGAUGCGGAGUACAGUGAUGAGGACGACAAUGAGGAAGAGGCACCGCAGUUGGUGGAGAAGAAGCCGAAGAAGUGGUUCCAAUCCGACUCAGAAGACGACGAGGGGAGCAGCAAGAAGAAGCGGAAGAAGAGCAAGAACGCAAGGCAUGUUGUCGAGCAGCCAGAAACGCUCGAAGAUUUGGAAGACAUGGCCGCCAGAUUGUUGGGCUAA
Messenger RNA from Macroventuria anomochaeta, 2442 nucleotides. RefSeq names its product DEAD-domain-containing protein. Gene Ontology annotation, molecular function: ATP binding; RNA helicase activity; nucleic acid binding. Lineage: Eukaryota; Fungi; Ascomycota; Dothideomycetes; Pleosporales; Didymellaceae. Gene Ontology annotation, biological process: rRNA processing. The record is from RefSeq and is a predicted model, not a curated record. The transcript has 2 exons. Gene Ontology annotation, cellular component: nucleus. The coding region runs from base 1 to 2442 and encodes 813 amino acids.